Bursaphelenchus okinawaensis is the source of this 888-nucleotide messenger RNA. NCBI's taxonomy places the organism in Eukaryota, Metazoa, Nematoda, Chromadorea, Rhabditida, Aphelenchoididae. The record is from the annotation of a GenBank genome assembly.
AUGAGGUUGUCGACGCUACGAACGGCGGAGAAGUUCGUAGCCAAUCGAAAGGCCUUCUUCGGCCAACGUUACGACUUUUUCAGAAGUGCGGGGCCGCAUUUUGCGGCUGGCACUGCGACGUUGGCAAUAGUGACGACAUUUAUUUAGUAGGUUUUUGGAUUUUAUUGAAUUAGUCGUUUUAGGAUUAAAAAUGAAUGUUAAGCUUAGACGUUCGAAUAUUAAGCUAAAAAUUGAAUUUUAGGCUGAGGAAAUGAACUUUAGGCUUAAAAAUCAACGUAUGGGCUAAAAUUGGAUUUAGGCUUAGAAAAUGAAUUUUAGGCUUAGAAAGUGAAUUUGUAGGCUUAAAAAUGAAUUUUAGGUUUAGAAAACGAAUUUUACGCUUAGAAAAUGAGUUUUAGUCUUAAAACUAAACCUUAGGUCUAAAAAAUGAAUUAUAGGUUUAAAAAUGAAUUUUAGGCUUAGAAAAUGAACUUAGGAUUAAAAAUAAAUUUUAGGUUUAAAAACGAAUUUUAGGCUUAGAAAAUGAAUUUUAGGUUUAAGAAUUAAUUUUAGGCUUAAAAACGAAUUUUAGGCUUAGAAAAUGAAUUUUAGGUUUAAGAAUUAAUUUUAGGCUUAAAAACGAAGGCUAGGAUUAGAAAAUGAAAUUCAGCUAGAUAAACUAAUUUUUUUAGUUUUUUCGCCUUCCCCACACCAGACAUACGCCACGACAUGCAGUACUUUUUCUCUUCGAACUACCGUAAGUACGUGGACUCGAAGGGACUGAUCGACCCACACAGACAACAACGCCUCGAGAACGAGAUCCAGGGCUUCUACGUGAGGAAUACCAAGGCCAAACAGAAGCGAAUGCUACACGAAAUCGAACACGAAGUGUUUUUGCACGCCAAGUAA